AUGUUAUUAUAUUAUCAUCAAGCCAAUUUGAAUCAUCAAGAGUUUUCAAAUUUGAUAAACGCACAAUUGAAUCAUGAUAACUUACAAAUUACAAUAAAUAUGUCAAUACAAUAUAGUCAAACGAAUCUUAUUAUUCCUGAACUUGAUAAUGAUCCAGCUAUUUUGAAAAUUAUUCAUGAUGGCGAAAAAUUAGAACGGGAAACCUGUCGUAGGGAAUUAAUGCAACUAUUAAAAAUUCAACCACCGGUUACAUCCGAUUUGGAUCAAUCGAUAUCUCACACUACGAACAGUUCCGUUAAUAAUCAAGAAAGUAUUCCAACGUCACCAGGUAGUACAACAGAUAUGGAUCGUUCAAGUCAAAUAUGGAUCAAACGAACAGUACCAAUAACACCAAAUUCAGGUUCAUAUCGUCGACAACACUAUCGUUCAACACUUCAUCAGCAUUCAUUGAAUAGUAGUGGUGACAGUUUAACAAAUCGCAGUUCAAAUGAUAGUCCAAAAAGUAGUAAUCAUAGUUAUAUGAAGCAAACACGAUCCGAUACAAAUUUAUCAUCAUCAUCACCAAUAUCAAUCAAUAAUAGAGCAAAGAGUAAUAUAUCAUUAACACCUUCGGGGGUUCUUGUAACCGAUUAUAGACAAACAACGACAAUGAAACGUAUCGUAAAUCCGCAAUGGAAUAUCAUUCCUUUUGCAUAG
Messenger RNA from Rotaria socialis, 696 nucleotides. The record is from the annotation of a GenBank genome assembly. Lineage: Eukaryota; Metazoa; Rotifera; Eurotatoria; Philodinida; Philodinidae.